AUGACUUUCUGGGACCAGAUCACCUAUGCGGCCGAGAAAGCUGUAAAGAUUCUGAGUAGGCUCAUGACCAACGUCGGUGGACCCGCGGAGGGUAAGCGCCGAGUCCUCAUGUACGUGACGAACUCAGUUAUGCUCUACGGUUGCGAGAUCUGGACGGAUGCCUUGCGGCAGAAGCGCUACGGGAGGAAUGUCGUGACGGUGCAGAGGAGAGGUGCUCUCCGGAUUUCAUCUGCCUAUCGUACCGUUUCUGAGGCGGGCCGUCCUUGUGAUUUCGGGGGUAAUCCCAUCGAUCUUCUUGCUCUUGAGCGGAAGCGUGUCUACGAUGGGAAUAGCACU
Homalodisca vitripennis (glassy-winged sharpshooter) is the source of this 336-nucleotide messenger RNA. RefSeq lists its product as uncharacterized. Lineage: Eukaryota; Metazoa; Arthropoda; Insecta; Hemiptera; Cicadellidae. The transcript has a single exon. The annotation marks the transcript as partial. The record is from RefSeq and is a predicted model, not a curated record.